GUGCGAAAAAAUCGGAAGAAAUUUGUUAAUUUCUCCUGAAAAUGCGCUAAUUAAUAGGUUUUGCGUGAUUGUUAACGAAUAAUGGCGAACGAUGGCGAAGUGACAGUGGUCAAAGAGGAAGAAGGCGACGGAAAAAACGAUCAAGAGGAGGAGACGGAGACGGUCGAUGUGGACAAUGAGCCAUCACCGCCUUCGAUGCUGCCGCUGCACGGUCUGCAGUCGAUGUUCGAUACCAUCGACUACUUGAUCGUCCAGGAUGGUUACCAGUGUGCUGCCUGUCCCGGAAGUGGGCGCCGAUCGUUUCCGGACAUGCCGGCCUUGCGGCGCCACAUGGUCCGCCAUGUUAAGGGUGGUGAUGCCAAAACGCCCAUCAAUGCGACAAACAAAGAACUGCUGUGUAACCACUGCAACCGUACAUUCGAGCGGGUCGAUCAGCUAAGGAAGCAUCUGCUGGAAGCGUUGAACAACGAGUACGGUCCAGGCAGGUCGGACAGUGACGAUAGCGACGACUACGACGACGACGACCUAGAGAACAAGGACGAUGGGGAAUCGAUUAUCUACAUCGUCAAGAAUGGACGGCUGACAUGUUCGGCUUGCGAUGCGGAGUUUGGGCCGGUUUCCCGCUGGAACAGGGAGAAGUUCAAGCUGCACGUCGGAGAGGUACACUGGAAGCCAUCGCCACACAAGUGCAACGAAUGUGGCAAACGGUUCAAUGACCCGGACAAAUUGGGAAGGCACAUUCUGAGGCAUGCGAAGUCGCAGGAAGUUGGAUGGAUGGGUUCACAACCAUCGACAUCGGGUUUGGCGGAGAAUAUCAAGAAGGAAGAACAGGACCCAAUCGAUUCCACGGUACCCAUCACCGCCAACGACGAAGAUGAUGAAGUCCAUGACCCGAUGGACAUCCUACAGCCCGAGGUACAGGUCAAGGUCGAAGUGCAGGAUGGCGAUGAACCGCACGAUUACACCGUGGAAGGCGGUGCCAGUGAAAGCCCAUCGUCCGAAUCGGAAAGUUCAGAAUCGGACUCGGAUUCGGAUUAUAAUCGCCGCCGCCGCCGUGGCAAGAAUCGGAAGGUGAAAACGAAAACGAUGAAAGCGAAAAUAAAAAGACCAGCGGCAGCUCGGGAGAUUCCCGGUGGUGAGGAUGGUUCCAUAAUUCUCGCUUGCCGGCUGUGUGACGAGGGCUUUCUGGUGCAGGAGUUGCUCGAUCGUCACAUGGCCCAGAAGCACGAUGACCGGGAACGGCCGUUCCAGUGUUCGGAGUGUUCCAAGACCUAUUUGACCAAUGGUAGCUUGCAGGAGCACAUCCGGAUGGCUCAUUCGGGGGUGAAGUUCACCUGUACAGAGUGUGGGUUGAACCUUUCCACCAAAAGUGCCCUCAAACGGCACAUGCAGGGUCACACGGCGGAAGGUUACUUCUGCGAGAUCUGCAAGGAGAAGUUCUCAUCGCAUACGGUGUUGGUCAGACACAAGCGCCGGAUUCACGAGAAGACACCAAAGAAUUUCAUCUGUCUGGAUUGUGGCAGCACGUACGAUGAUAAUGCGUCUCUCAGCGAGCAUCGCUUAUCCCAUACGAACAUCCGCAAGUGGGAAUGUGAGACUUGCGGAAUGAAAUUCAAGCGAAGUCACAAUCUGUCGAUUCACCGGAAGACGCAUUUGGUUGAGAAGAAACCACUGCCAACUGUCAAAUGUGAAGAGUGCGAUGAAACGUUUACAACAAAAAUGGCACUGACUGCACAUCGAUACGUGCACGGGCGGUUUGUAUGUAAACUAUGCAAGAAAGUCUUUGAGACGCAAAGCGGCCUGAUUCAGCACCGAAAGGACAUCCACAAGCUGAUCAAACAUCACGGCACCGAGUGCCGGACAUGCCAUCAAAAGUUCCAGAACUCGGAGGAGUUACUUGAGCAUCGGGAACAAGAGCAUGCCGAUGAUCCCUUGCUGGAAUGUCCCAUUUGUAAGGCCACCUAUUCAACGCCGGCUGCACUCAGAACUCACUCGCGCUACCAUGAUAAGGUCAUCCUGUACAACUGCGUAAACUGUCCGGAAGUUUUCAAUUCCCAGCUACUGUUGGAUCGUCACCUGAAAGUCGACCACAAGAACGAAAAGAACCACAUCUGCGAUUUGUGCGGCAAGGGUUUUCCCACUAAAAGACAAAUAGCCGCCCAUCUGAUACGGCACAAAAAACCUCCGCAAAAAAGCCAAUGCUAUCUACCCGGAAGUUUCAUCUGCGACAUCUGUGGCAAGGAGUUCCGGUUCCGCAUGACCCUGAAUCGGCACGUGUUCAACACCCACACCAACCAAAACAACUUCAAGUGUGACCAAUGCGACAAGGUACUGUCCUCGGCGGAAGGUCUGAAGCUGCACAUGCGGUACCACUCCGACGACCAGUCCAUAAUGUGCGAAAUAUGUGGCCGAGCGUUCCUGCAACCGUACCGCCUCAAAGUGCACAUGGAAAGUCACAUGCGCGAAGGAAACGACUACCGGUGUCACAUCUGCAGCCGAUCCUGCCGCGAUCCGCAAAAGCUCGAAAAGCACAUGAAGCUGCACACCGGCGAAACGCAGUUCAACUGCAAACUCUGCCAGCGGUUCUUCGUCACCAAGCGGCACUACAAGCUGCACAUGCAACGGAUCCACGAGACCGAGGUCAAGUGCCUCCGUUGCGACAAAAUGUUCCCCUCGGCGAAGAAGAUGCGUCUGCACAUCAAGAUACACGAUUUCCCCGAUUACCUGGAGUGCCCCAAGUGCUUCACCUGCGUCAAGGACAAAAAGACCAUGGGCCGGCACAUGCAGCAGCACGAGUACGAGGGCAUCCGUUUUCCGUGCCAUUACUGUCCGUUGACGUUCGUGUCGAAGAAAACCCGGCGGCGCCACGAGAGGGUCAUUCACAGCGACAAGACGGUCCAGCUGGUGGGCCACCAGAUGACGAACGAGGACGAAGAGGAGGAGGAGGGAGACGGAGAGGACGACGAGGAGGAAGUCGACCACUACGAAGGAGUAGAAGUAGUAGACGAUGAAGCGUACAUGGCGUUAAUUGUGGAGGAACGCGAGGAUGAAGUCAGUGUCGGGUAAGUAGGUAGGCAUCUAUGUAAUGGUUGAUGUGAAUUGUAUUGCAAGGAGAAUUCUGUUGCAAAAGUA
This is a messenger RNA of Aedes albopictus (Asian tiger mosquito), 3132 nucleotides long. RefSeq names its product zinc finger protein 709. Gene Ontology annotation, molecular function: chromatin insulator sequence binding. The coding region runs from base 82 to 3066 and encodes 994 amino acids. NCBI's taxonomy places the organism in Eukaryota, Metazoa, Arthropoda, Insecta, Diptera, Culicidae. Gene Ontology annotation, biological process: regulation of transcription by RNA polymerase II. Gene Ontology annotation, cellular component: chromosome. The transcript is spliced from 3 exons. The record is from RefSeq and is a predicted model, not a curated record.